Molecule: messenger RNA, 971 nt
Organism: Lobosporangium transversale
Lineage: Eukaryota; Fungi; Mortierellomycota; Mortierellomycetes; Mortierellales; Mortierellaceae
Exons: 1
Coding region: 25-846 (273 amino acids)
Source: RefSeq, a predicted model, not a curated record
GCAUAAAACACAUAACACAUCUAAAUGAAACCAAGGUCUUGCUAUUUGGCCCUGACUCCUAUUCGGGCAUUGGUUGCGCUCUUGACUCUUUCCUGCCUCAUUGCUAUCGCGGUUAGCAGGAAACUAGAUGCGGACAGAACAUGGCCUCCGGGGCAAAAAGAACAAGAAACACCCCUUCUUGCUACCGUGGAAUAUUUUAAAGAUUCUCCACAACUCACUAUCAAUUUAAUUCCACUCAUUGGUGCAGUUUAUCUCCUUUAUUCACGCUAUAACCCGAAUACUAGUGAUGCUAAUAAUGGCUGGCACUCAUCCUGGUUUUUCAGAAAUGUUGUCAUUCUAUCAUUCACAAUCGUGGGACUAUUCUAUGGAAUUGAUCAACUCAUAAAAGUCUCGGUCGACCACAAUGGAUGCAAUGACCCGUUUUUUACAAACACGCAAUCAAGAUGUUGGGUCCAGUAUGGAGUCAGCAGCUCUGAGAUAGCUUGGGCUGUCUUACUUAUUGUCGAGAGUAGGUUAGCCAUUCGACAAAUGAGAGAUCAGGAGCCUAGAUUUCAAAAUGCAGAUGAGGAAGUACGGGCAGCAGCGUUGUAUCAACCAGAUUUGUCUCUGACAGACAAUCUCUCCUCACCAGAAAGAAUUGAAUUGACAAAUCAAAGAACCGAUGUAAAUGAUCAACCACCAGAGUACACGAGUGAAAGAUCACGAAACCAGCCUCAGAUUGUAGAUGCAACCAACCCACCUGAAAGACUAGCAGAAGCUGUAGCAAGACGACUACAAUCAGAAGAUACCCAAAAUAGGUUUCCAGAUCCAGAAACAUUACAGUUGCCACCAUCUUAUGCGCCUUAGGUAUUUAUUUUAAUACGACAUUUUUUAGAAAUAUCAUGAACUGGCUUUGAGAACCAUGGAGGCACCUUGAGCAAGAGAUAUCUACUCGAACCAUUUUCAUUACAAAGUCUCCAAUAAAAAACGUC